Amblyraja radiata (thorny skate) is the source of this 2297-nucleotide messenger RNA. It is a transcript of the gene lrrc28, whose product is annotated as leucine rich repeat containing 28. The record is from RefSeq and is a predicted model, not a curated record. Bases 252 to 1352 code for a protein of 366 amino acids. NCBI's taxonomy places the organism in Eukaryota, Metazoa, Chordata, Chondrichthyes, Rajiformes, Rajidae. Gene Ontology annotation, molecular function: protein binding. The transcript has 10 exons. Gene Ontology annotation, cellular component: cytoplasm.
UUUCAGGUGGAGACCCUUCUAUCAGACUGGGAGUACAUUGGGCACUGGGACAUUGGCUCAGGACUACAACUCCCACAAUGCCCCGCGCCCUCGACCAAUCAGAGCGUGCCGUGCUGGUGUCGUCAGAGCUCCCGGCGGACCAUUGGCGACGGAGGACGAAUCAGGAGCGGCGUUGGGACGAUGCGCGGCUGCGUUAUGGUUCGAAACCAUGGAUGUAUGAUGUGGUGACCUCUGUUUAAAACAACUCCAUCAUGAACAUGGACCUUUGGAAAACAAUCUCAGUAGCCAAGAAGGAGAAGCACAGAAAUCUGUACCUAAAUUACAAGAACCUUCGCAAAUUCCCACACGAAUUAUUGAAAGAUGGUGGCUCACAUCACUUAGAACAUCUCUAUAUGAAGAUGAAUUCAUUAACAACACUGCCUGAAAACCUUGGACAGAAACUUCCAAACCUUAUUGAACUUUACUUGCAUUCCAAUAACAUAGAAGUCAUUCCAGAAGCAAUUGGCACGUUGGUUAAACUUCAAUCAUUGGAUCUUAGUAAUAACGCGUUGACAAUCAUUUGUCCUGAGAUUGGUCAGCUGAAAUCUUUGAAGCAUCUGCGGCUCACAAACAACCAAUUGCGAUUUCUUCCAUCAGAAAUUGGAGAUCUAAGGGAACUGCAGACCCUCGAUGUCUCAGCCAACUGCUUGACUGUGUUGCCAGAAAGUCUACACUUAUGCGUUUCUCUUGAGUAUUUGGCUGCAGAUCGGAACCAGCUUAAAGAUUUACCUCGGCAACUUUGCACGCUUCCAAACUUGAAAGAACUCUCCGUAACUAGCAACAAGUUAAAAUGUUUACCACAAGAUCUGGGGCGAUAUGCAGAACUGCAGUAUGUAUAUGUAGACAACAACUUUCAACUAUAUGGACUACCUUCUUAUCUCUAUACCAAGGUUGUUGGACAUAGUGGUUGUGGAUCCUCAACACAUGAUGAAGAAGUGAAGCUCUUGUUCACUUAUAGGCAGAUGUCCAUCCCUCUGCCGGAUGAAAUCCUUGGAAUAGGAACAGAAAACGACCCUGUGCCAACCCUCCAGGAAAUGGUCAUGAGAACUAUCUAUAGGUUUUUCAGAAUAUCUGAGAAAGGUCUGGAUCUCUUGUCCCCAAUCUCAUUACCAAGAAAUCUGUACAAGUUACUAUUCUACCCACUGGGACAUUGUCAUCACUGCAGCAGGCCAAUGUUUACCAUUGUCUAUCCAAAGUGUUAUCCUCUGAUGGAGACUCCAAUGGCUGCCUUGUAUAAUGGGAGGACAAAAAUCAGCUUUGUAGCAUACUGUUGCUCUAUCAAGUGUCUACAGCUUUUUGACUUGCUCAGCUGAUAGAUCUCAUGAUGAUCAAUGAAUCCGUGCCAGCACUUGGAAGAGACAUUUGAAGGUGGAAACUCCCUCUGACUUGCACAGCUCCUCAGUGAGACCUUUAUGAUUUUCAAAAAUUGUGCCAAGUUUUGAGAAAACUUUGUGAUCCCUUUCAAUUUGUACUAAAAACGAUUCCACCAAGUAAUGUGAAAUCUUAAUUUUAAUGAAAAUUACUGUCUCAGUUAAAAAUCUAAAUGGUUUGAAAAUCUGCUACCCGUAAUCUGAUCAAUAACGCAAGCACCAGGGAAAAUCUGAAACUAACAAGUGAAACCCAUUUUGGUUUAAUUACUUCAAGACCAUAGCAAAGUUUGUAUGAAGUGUUUAAUUGCAGAAUUUGGAUGGACAUAAUACUUUGCGCUUUCUUUCGUUCUCAAAACCUAGAGAUUACUUUUGAUUUGAUGAUAAUCUGCAAUUUUAUUCUCAAAUUAAAUACAUAGUGAAAUAGUUACAAGCAAAUUGUAACCAACUACCACUGCAUUGGAUGGGUGGUGGGGAGGGGGGGGUGUGGUUGUUAGUAUUUCUAUAACAGAGUCUAUAUGGAAACACAAAUAGCUGUAACCUGGGGGACGAAUGUAAUAAUUUUGCAAUGAUUCAGGUUGGAAGGUCAGUUAUAAAUAGUAUUAUUUAUUUCUGGUUGAAUAACCAGUUCCAAAAAUUACAAUUAACAAAUAAAUUGUCAACUAUUCAAGUUUUGGUUUUGAGUAUCGCCGUUUUACAGGAACAGUUAGCAUUUUGCAAGGUUGCUGAAGUGUAGUAAUGGGGUCAUGUGCCAGUUGCUACUUGUUCAUUAAAAUCAUGUGGAAUGGGAGGUCGGAAUGACACUCCCGGGGUGUUAUAAAACUGUUCAGACUAUUGCUUGUUGGCUUUGAUCCCUCGUGUAGACAAAUUAAACUGAUUUGGUCCAUUGUA